AUGGUGUGCUUCUUAAAAGUUUGUUGCCCCUGCUUCUUCAGAAGACACCGUGCCGGGUCAAGCCGUGGCGGAUCAUUCGAGAGCGACAGGCCAAGCUCGGAGCGAAGGCUCGGCAACAGGCAGCCAGAGGCUCAGGAGGGCGGCGAGCCUCCACGAGAGGUCGAGUUGCUAAACCAAGAUGCUGCUGAGCAGCCAGAUGCUCCCCGAAUCGGCCCUCAGCCAGACAACGAGAUAACGUCAUUCCCCCGGCUCGAUGGAAGCUCAGACGGCGACAACCCCUCAAAUGAUGUCUCUCAACAAGACCCCCCUCAGCGUGGCACUGGCAUUGCUCCGCAGGCCAACGACACUCAGACGAAUAUCGGCAACACUUCAAAUAAUGUCUCGCAGCAAGGCGCCCCUCAGCAUGGCACCCCUAAACCACGCAGCAGACGAGAGUCACGCAGCACCACAGCAGGUCCAUACGCUCCAUUAAUAUUACGUGAUCUUCUGGAAAGCACCUCGAGUUCUUCAGCUAGUGCUUCGCAGGCCAACGACACUCAGACGAAUGUCAGAAACCCUUCAAAUAACAUCUCGCAGCAAGGCGCCCCUAUGCCAGGCAGCACACCAGGGUCACACAGCACCGCAACAGGUCCAUUCCUUGAAUACGAAGAUCCAAUGGGUGGAAAUCAGGACACUAUCAGUUCUUCAGAUGCUCCGCAGGCCAACGACACUCGGGCAAAUGCCGGCAGCCCUUCAAAUGAUGUGGAAAGCGCCAGCGGUUCUUCAGAUGGUGAUCCUGAAGCGAAUGUCAGCAACCCUUCAGAUAAUAUCUCUCAGCAAGACGCCCCUCAGCAUGGCACCCCGAAGCCACGCAUCAAACAAGGGUCACGCAGAACCGCAGAGGGUUCAUUAACUCCGUACAGAGAUCUACUGGGUGGAUUUCUUCUUAACAGCGUCAGCGGUUCUUCAGAUGGUGAUCCUCAGGCGAAUGGCUGCAACCCUUCAAAUGAUGUGGAAAGUACCGGCGCAGACGGUGCUCAGCAGGCCAACAACACUCGGACGAAUAGGGCUCAGAAAAGCAGUGGUUCGAAACGCGGCCAAGAUUCGAUUAUGUCCGAGAGAGAAAGAGAGGUGCUAUACCUUAUGGCUCUACUUCGUUGA
Messenger RNA from Fusarium verticillioides 7600, 1140 nucleotides. RefSeq lists its product as hypothetical. NCBI's taxonomy places the organism in Eukaryota, Fungi, Ascomycota, Sordariomycetes, Hypocreales, Nectriaceae. The record is from RefSeq and is a predicted model, not a curated record. The transcript has a single exon. The coding region runs from base 1 to 1140 and encodes 379 amino acids.